AUUGAGCGGAAACGCAGCAGACGACGCGAUGUGAAAUGAAAACUUGAACCAAAUGAGAAUCCCACCACUUGGCGUGGGAGCCGCGGGCGAAGGAGACUUGGGUUCCUCGUGUCGACAGCUAUGAGCUAUGACUGACAAAAAGAAACCACGAAUUGAAAUAGCACCUUCUACAGACAAAGAUGAUGGGACUUGGUGCACAUUUAUACUGCAUGAUGAAGACCAUACACUUGGCAAUGCACUGAGAUACAUAAUUAUGAAAAAUCCAGAGGUUGAAUUCUGUGGUUAUAGUGUGCCUCAUCCUUCAGAAAACAAAAUUCAUUUGCGGAUUCAGACAAGAGGGACAAGUGCUUUAUCUGUGCUGGAAAGAGGCUUAAAGGAUCUGAGUGCAUUAUGUGGACACGUUUUAAAAACAUUUGAGGCAGCAGUUUUGGACUACAAGUUGCAUUAUCCAGUUGAGGAGAUGGAUGGAGACAUGGAAGGGACAUCAUCGUAGGAAUGUUUUGCAACAAAGAUCUUAAGAUUAAACUAACCUGCAGCUAGGCCAAACUGUUUAAAUGACAUGUCUUCAUAGUCAUUAGAACUCAGUCCAAAUCAGUUCCGAGUUACAUUUCAAUUAUGUCAACAGGACAUAAGCAUGCAGGAUAGUGUAUGCUACUUGCUAAGCUGUUCAGAAAAAUUAAAGACUGAUAACUGUAGAGAUGAAUAUAAGAAGUGAGGUUGCGUGUCUCAUGUAACAUUAUUUUCAGCUGCAGCGUCAAGUUUAACUAUCUAGAAUUUUGAAGAAGGUUGGUUGUAAGCUUUAUUUUCGUGUAGAGAGCAUUUCUGUAUCAUGUGCGCGCGUGUGUGUGCCCAUGCAUGUAUGCCUACCUUGGUCAUGUGCAUGUUUUGUGCACACAGUUUUUGGAAUGAUAUAAUUUGAUGAUGAUUGAUUACAAGUAGCAAGGAAUACAAAUUCUGAGAAAAAUACAUCACAAUGGACCUGUAAUUGGUGUUUUGUGAGAGAUUUGAUAAAGCUGUUGAAAGAUUA
Messenger RNA from Pomacea canaliculata, 1027 nucleotides. Its product is annotated as DNA-directed RNA polymerases I and III subunit RPAC2-like. The record is from RefSeq and is a predicted model, not a curated record. NCBI's taxonomy places the organism in Eukaryota, Metazoa, Mollusca, Gastropoda, Architaenioglossa, Ampullariidae. Gene Ontology annotation, biological process: DNA-templated transcription. Bases 128 to 493 code for a protein of 121 amino acids. Gene Ontology annotation, molecular function: protein dimerization activity; DNA binding; DNA-directed RNA polymerase activity. The transcript is spliced from 5 exons. Gene Ontology annotation, cellular component: RNA polymerase III complex; RNA polymerase I complex.